AUGGUUUUUUUUUUGUAUUCUGGUAUAUGUCCGGACAGUCCCCGCAGUUGGCCUGUAGUCCCUCUUGUCUUGAAUUAUCCUGUUUCUACAUAUAAUCCUGUCACGUGGACACAAGAUCGGCCUAGCUUUUGUCUCUUGCGACAAUCUCUCUCUCUAAUGGCGGCCAUUGCACACGUUACACAUAACCUACCACUGUUUUUGGAAGGGGUAAUGCCUGUCCACACCCACUCAAGCUGCGACAAAUGCUACGUCUUCCAGCGAGGCAGUUGCGCGAGCGGCGCGAAACUCUUGCGGUGUGGAGGCUGCUCCAUCGCGUUUUACUGUAGUAAAGAAUGUCAGACGGCCGACUGGGGUCGCCACAAGGUCGAAUGCAAGGCCACCAAAUAUCGGAUCGCAGAGGUCAAAACCGCGUCGGGAAUUGAGUCAGGCUACGCGGACUUCAUGGAGUGGAUCAGGUUCUACUCAGACUCUCUCAAGAAUGCUUUUGUAGGGGCUCUGGGUCUGCAGACCGCGCCGCACCGCGAACGGGAGUACGUCCUUGAUGUCUGGCUUUGCCACAAGGGCGUCGCGGUCACGCAGGGACCUGGCCGGCUGCCCGUCAGCAAGCGCUUCGACGUUCUAGGCGUAAGCCUGAAGGAGCCACGUGAACUGACUAUCCUGCGAGAGGACUCGAACGACUUCACGGAGAGUUACCCAGAUGCCUGCGUGCAAGGGAGGAUUGAGCUAGGCGAUGAAUAUUACGGAACCGGCAGGAUCUCAUAUAUGGCCCGCUUUGUCCCGGGGCUAUCGUUUUCCGCCGGACACGUUGCGACAAAACAAAAAGUCUUUGCAUUCAGCAAGGAGGUGGCGGGAGCAGCGAGGACGAGGGACGACUGGUGGAUACUAUUCCGGGAGUAUGUGGCUGUUGGGGCUAAGAUGAAGUUCUGUUGUGGGCGGAUACCGGGAUUUGAGGAUGUAUGCUGCUGUGGGGGCUGGGUGCAUGACGAGGAGAAGAAGAACGCCUUCAUCUCGCAUAGGGUCUAA
Messenger RNA from Mycena indigotica, 1023 nucleotides. RefSeq lists its product as uncharacterized. The transcript has 3 exons. NCBI's taxonomy places the organism in Eukaryota, Fungi, Basidiomycota, Agaricomycetes, Agaricales, Mycenaceae. The coding region runs from base 1 to 1023 and encodes 340 amino acids. The record is from RefSeq and is a predicted model, not a curated record.